AUUUAAUUAAUUGUCGCCGGCUACUGGCUACUCCAUUCCGUUGGUCGUAUAAAGAAAUCCGAUUAUGCUUCGUUCAUAUGUAUUGUUAUUGUUAGUUCUUGUUGUCAGUGUAAUGGAGACUUAGUCAUCUUCAUUACAUUAACAUAUCUGCUUAACUCUGAACACGUUUCAAAUUCUUCUGGAAACACUUUUCACGAAGGACUAUUAAGUGGAUGGUAUAAAGAAUCUUUUUAUUACUUUUCUGUAAUCGUUCAUUGAACAUGGCAGUGACAAGACUUGAAUUAAUUUAUAUUUUUGUUUUCUACUUUAAUUGAAUAAAAUGUAUUUAUAUGUGAUACAUUGUUUUCACGCAUGAACGAUUCAACCCGAAAUUCCUAUUGUCUAUUAACAAUCAGUUCCUUCGAUGAAAUUUAUCGCGGUCAUUGGGUUUGGUUUGCGGUGAAGUUGUUUCCUAAAGGAUCACCCUGUGUUUAUGACGUUCUAUUGUUCCUGCUCGCAAAGCGUGUCAGUCAGUUUGAAAGAAUCGGUACGAAAAAUCUGACAAAUAAUAUCUAAUCCCCGAUUGUAGUUCCCUCUAAGGAACCGAAAUCCUGUUUACUUCAGAAAUUGUUGUAGGAGAAAGAAACAUUUAGACUUUCAAAGGGUAGGGACAAAUACUUCCUGGUGAAUCAUAAUUUUCCCAAGUUUUAUUUUUAGGCUACUUUGCAAGCUUUUCUAUUGUUCUGUUCGAAAUAGGAAAAAAUGGACAAAAUGGUGAAGGCAUCGGAUAUUGAGAUGUAUUCGAUGACGUAUCCUGAAUCGUUGACACACGAUAUACACACACAGGUGUGUGUUGUAAGAUAAGAUUACGUUAGCGAAGCGAUCAUAAGCUACACGAAAACGCAACAGCCCUAUCAGAAGUGAAUUUGCUAGGCGUUCCAUUUUGUUGGACUCGGUAUCCGGUUUAACGAAAGCUCGCUAAAAAUCGAAACACAAUGACCGAUGACACCGUUGUUCGUUUGAUCGUUUCGCUUGUUUCGACCAUCUUCGUGGGGGUCGUAGUUUCAACCCAUUCCCAGCAGCAAUGUUCUCAGUUUUGCGUGUGUGACAAUUGGUACGGGUUGCAGCGUGCUUCUUGCACGGGUCGCCAUCUUAACAGCAUAGAUACAAGUGCACCGGACAGUGUGCAAGCUAUGGACUUGGCGGAUAACGUGAUAUCAUUGUUAAGCAAUUAUGAAUUGAUGAACGCAGGACGUACAAAAUUGAAAUACCUUAAUCUUUCCGGUAAUUCAAUUAGCGAGAUCGAUUUGGAUGCUUUCGAUGGCCUGAACGAUCUAACGGUUUUAGAUCUAUCGAUGAACCAUCUUUAUUAUAUUUUAUCCGAUGUUUUCGUGAAGAACAAUAACUUACAGGUGCUAAGAUUAUCGAAAAACAAUUUCAAUUCUCAAGUACCAAAGUUGCAAUCCUCUUCGUUAAUGGAUCUCAGUUUGGACUCGUGUCAGAUUAGUCAUUUACCUCUGGACACGUUCAAUGGACUCAAGCACGUUCAUCGUCUUGAUCUGUCAAAUAAUUUGAUGAUUCAGAUGAGUAGCACGGUCGUGCAGACAUUGCAUCUUCUGAAGAAGUUAUCAUUAGAAGGAAAUCCGUGGUCUUGCAAUAAGCUUAUGCUUGAUUUACAAGAACAUCUGAGGCACAGAAACGUGAAAUUCCAAGAGGUUUGUGGCCAUAAAACAGGUCCAAAGAAAUUUGAAAAGAUGAUUCUUUCAACCGUGAGGAAGCACAAUAAUUCUCGCUUAUCUAUUAAUCGGACUAUUCAAAAAACUAAUUCGGCAACUGAAUACAAUGUUUCGAAUGUAUCGAUCAGGAAAACGUGUGAAAAUACCGUAAACCGAACUAACAGUACCGAUUCUGGUGGACAUGUGUCUUAUUGGCUUUUUUUCAUCGGCUUUAUAGUUGGCCUCUCAAGUGGAAUGUUUAUUUCUUACUUUUGGUUGUCAGGAAUGAUUUCGUGUUGGAGAUACACCCGUCAUACACCAAGCUUAACAUUGUUGUUUGAUACGUACUUACAGAAUCGUACAGGUAACGAUGGCAGUUUGAUAGAAUCCUGUCCGGGUACUCCACCACCACCCUACCGGGAAGUGAUGUUGCGGCCGAACAUUUAUCGUUGUCCGUCAACAGCUUCCAAUUUAAAUAACAAUGGUACCGGAUAUAGAUAGAGGUAACUUAUUGUUGUUGCAGCGUAUCUGGGACAAAGUACACACACGCAUCGUUGUAUAAUUUAUUCAGCUUUAAAAUUGCAACUUUUUCUUUUUAUCGUUCUCUUUACCUUUACUCUAUAUGUACAUACUUUUCAUGCGACCCCGUUUAAUAUAAAUUAUUAUUUACGGGUACAAUUGUUGUCGUGUGUCUCGAGUUAACGAGAUACGGGUCAUCGACCAACAAUCGAUAAGCAACAAAAAUAAAUUUAGUUAAUUAAUCGACGAUAAAAGCAAUCGUUAGCAAAACACAUUCGUUAAUGUGGGCAUGCGAUGCUCGAAUUCGGCUAUGGGCAGCCAUUAGAGGCUGAAUGUGUAUAUAAGUAUAUGUAUGUUAGAUACAUAUUUGUGACACCUUGCCUUCCGUGCCUCCUCGCGUUCCUGACGACGGCUGAGCCGAGUAGAAACAAGAAUAAAGCAUUGAUACAGUUAA
Molecule: messenger RNA, 2667 nt
Organism: Osmia bicornis bicornis
Lineage: Eukaryota; Metazoa; Arthropoda; Insecta; Hymenoptera; Megachilidae
Product: phospholipase A2 inhibitor beta-like
Exons: 4
Coding region: 975-2195 (406 amino acids)
Cellular component (GO): voltage-gated potassium channel complex
Molecular function (GO): transmembrane transporter binding; voltage-gated potassium channel activity; potassium channel activator activity
Source: RefSeq, a predicted model, not a curated record